GCUGAAAACAGUCCAAAACCAACCAAGAAAAAGAGGAAACAGGUGGACCCUUCAUCUCUUGUACAGAACGUGAAAAAUGAGACAAGAAUAGAGAAGAGGGAGGAUGGUUUCGUCUAUGAAGACCUAAAGAAGGUAAAGAAGAAUAAACAGGAGGAGAUGGAUGAUGUGAUACCAAAAUGGAAAGUUGAAAAAACAAAAUUGGGUAAAUGGCUGGAAGAAGAAGACAAAGCGUUGCUGAAUCUGUUUUAUGACCUAAACCAGGGGCAAGUGAAUGAAGAAGUCUGGACAGACAACGAAACAACUUAUACCAUAACUUUCAAAUCAAUAAUAAAGCUUUUGGAUGAACUAGACAUGGGGAACGAGGUAAUAGACGGGUACACAUCAAUGCUGAAAAGGGAGCAGGAAGUUAAACAACUGAUGCAAGGAAACAGUGCGUUCUUCACAUCCACCUGCUAGGUAAGUACAUUGCCCUUUGCCCACAACAAAACACUGUUAUGUUCACACUGUUUUGAUGUCAUUAUUUGUUCAUGUCUGUGCUAUACCAGAAAUGCAGAUUUUCACAUAUGUUUGUGUUUAUCUAACUAACAUACUUUAUUCCCACAGACACUUAUCACAAUGGCAAACCAGUCCCCCAAAAAGUUUCUCAUUGAUAGCAAACUUGAACAACUCUACAACGAAUUACAUGACAGGAGCUUAGAUUACUUUCGGUACCUUGUUUUCUCGAUGAACUCUUCAGGAAAUAAGACGAACAAAAACAGUCCAUAUCAUUGGACUCUGCUUGUUUAUGAUAUGCAAGAGCAGGAAUGGAAGCAUUAUAAUUCAUUGAAACCAAGAAAGAAGGAGAAAUCAGGCGACCCUUACCUUAAAGAUGCUGCAAUAGUGAAAGAUGCUGUUGAGAAAUUCAUGAAGCAAUUGGAAGAAAGAAGGAGUAGUCAGCCACAAUUCAACUUGCUAACUCCCAUAGAGUCAAUCUUUAAAGAUGGUGCUCAACUAAGAACAGUGCAAGAAGCACCACAACAGAAUAUUGCUUCGUAAGCUUCAAUCAAACUUUCCAUAGUUAAGCAUAUGACGACAUCUAUUGCAAUUUACUAAACUCUAUCUCUUGAAUAUAUGCAGGG
This is a messenger RNA of Rhododendron vialii, 1118 nucleotides long. RefSeq lists its product as uncharacterized. Bases 616 to 1035 code for a protein of 139 amino acids. The record is from RefSeq and is a predicted model, not a curated record. Lineage: Eukaryota; Viridiplantae; Streptophyta; Magnoliopsida; Ericales; Ericaceae. The transcript is spliced from 3 exons.